Messenger RNA from Nothobranchius furzeri (turquoise killifish), 8097 nucleotides. RefSeq names its product RNA polymerase II subunit A (gene polr2a). Gene Ontology annotation, molecular function: DNA binding. The record is from RefSeq and is a predicted model, not a curated record. Lineage: Eukaryota; Metazoa; Chordata; Actinopteri; Cyprinodontiformes; Nothobranchiidae. Gene Ontology annotation, biological process: transcription by RNA polymerase II. Gene Ontology annotation, cellular component: RNA polymerase II, core complex.
AAAGCUCAGUAGCGCUUAGAGCGCUCCAGUGAGUAGAUCGAAAAAGGGGAGGGAGCAGUUAGCAUUGAGUCUAUGUAGGAACAAAAUAUAAUAACUCCGCUCCGAAGGCAACCAGCAACAGAGGUCCCUGGAAUAUCGCCUUUGGAGAUAUUCCGGUCACCGUUGGCGGCCUGACCAGAGUCGUGGUGGCAGUUUAAAGGCUGUUCCUGCUCACAAAGCGGCGUGCCGAAGAAGGACGCGUCUCUUUGAAUAGACAAGAUGCACGGACCGCCCUCCGGCGACAGCGCAUGCCCAUUGCGCACGAUCAAGAGAGUUCAGUUCGGCAUCAUCAGCCCAGAUGAACUUAAACGCAUGUCGGUCACUGAAGGGGGAAUAAAGUACCCUGAAACCACAGAGGGAGGACGUCCUAAACUUGGUGGCCUUAUGGAUCCAAGGCAAGGGGUGAUAGAACGCACUGGUAGAUGUCAAACAUGUGCAGGCAACAUGACAGAAUGCCCGGGUCACUUUGGGCACAUAGAGCUGGCAAAACCAGUCUUCCAUGUCGGGUUUAUAUCGAAGAUAAUGAAGAUCCUUCGAUGCGUCUGCUUCUUUUGCUCCAAGUUGUUGGUGGAUGCAAACAAUCCCAAGAUCAAAGAAAUCCUGGUGAAGUCUAAAGGGCAGCCAAGGAAGCGACUGACUCAUGUUUACGAGCUGUGCAAAGGCAAAAACAUAUGUGAAGGAGGUGAGGAGAUGGACAACAAAUUUGGAAUGGAGCAGCAGGAGACUGAGGAGGACAUCACCAAGGAAAAGGGCCAUGGUGGCUGUGGGCGCUACCAGCCUCGCAUCAGACGCUCCGGCCUGGAGCUGUACGCCGAGUGGAAGCAUGUUAACGAGGACUCGCAGGAGAAGAAGAUCCUGCUAAGUCCUGAGCGCGUGCACGAAAUCUUCAAGCGUAUCUCAGAUGAAGAAGACAUCAUCUUGGGCAUGGACCCCAAGUUUGCCCGACCAGAGUGGAUGAUUGUCACUGUGUUGCCUGUGCCUCCGCUGGCUGUGAGGCCUGCUGUGGUCAUGCAGGGAUCUGCUCGCAACCAGGACGACUUGACCCAUAAGUUAGCCGACAUCGUCAAGAUCAACAAUCAGCUGAAACGCAACGAGCAGAGCGGUGCAGCCGCUCACGUGAUCGCCGAGGAUGUGAAGCUACUUCAGUUUCACGUGGCCACAAUGGUCGACAACGAAUUGCCGGGCCUGCCAAGGGCCAUGCAAAAGUCCGGUCGCCCUCUCAAAUCCUUAAAGCAGCGUCUAAAAGGAAAGGAAGGAAGGGUACGAGGUAACCUGAUGGGUAAACGUGUGGACUUCUCAGCCAGAACCGUCAUCACCCCAGACCCCAACCUGCAAAUCGACCAAGUAGGUGUGCCUCGCUCCAUCGCGGCCAACAUGACCUUCCCUGAGAUCGUCACCCCCUUUAAUAUCGACAGAUUGCAAGAGCUGGUGCGAAGAGGGAACAGCCAGUACCCUGGAGCCAAAUACAUCAUUCGCGACAACGGAGACAGAAUCGACCUGCGAUUUCACCCCAAACCAAGUGACCUUCAUCUGCAGAUCGGCUACAAGGUUGAAAGACACAUGUGCGACGGGGACAUUGUCAUCUUCAACCGACAGCCUACACUACAUAAAAUGUCCAUGAUGGGUCACAGGGUUCGGAUCCUGCCGUGGUCCACGUUUCGGCUCAACCUCAGUGUCACCACCCCGUACAACGCCGACUUUGACGGCGAUGAGAUGAACCUCCACCUGCCUCAGUCCCUGGAGACGAGGGCAGAGAUCCAGGAGCUGGCCAUGGUGCCACGUAUGAUUGUCACACCCCAGUCCAACAGGCCCGUCAUGGGUAUCGUACAGGACACUCUCACCGCUGUCCGCAAAUUCACCAAACGAGACGUCUUCCUAGAGAGAGGUGAAGUUAUGAACCUCCUCAUGUUCCUCUCCACCUGGGACGGGAAGAUGCCCCAGCCCGCCAUCCUCAAGCCCCGCCCUCUGUGGACAGGCAAGCAGGUCUUCAGCCUCAUCAUUCCAGGACACAUCAAUGUGAUCCGCACACACAGCACGCACCCCGACGACGAGGACAGCGGGCCUUACAAACACAUCUCCCCCGGCGACACCAAGGUGAUAGUGGAGAACGGGGAGCUGAUCAUGGGCAUCCUGUGUAAGAAGUCCCUGGGAACCUCUGCUGGGUCCCUCGUCCACAUCUCCUACCUGGAGAUGGGCCAUGACAUCACCAGACUCUUCUACUCCAACAUCCAGACGGUGGUCAACAAUUGGCUGCUCAUCGAGGGUCAUUCCAUUGGUAUCGGUGAUUCCAUUGCCGAUGCUAAGACCUACCUGGACAUUCAGAACACCAUCAAGAAAGCCAAACAGGAUGUGAUAGAAGUCAUCGAGAAAGCUCACAACAACGAGCUGGAGCCCACUCCUGGUAACACGCUGAGGCAGACCUUUGAGAACCAGGUCAAUCGUAUCCUCAACGACGCUCGAGACAAAACGGGAUCCUCAGCGCAGAAGUCGCUGUCCGAGUACAACAACUUCAAGUCCAUGGUGGUGGCCGGCUCCAAAGGGUCCAAGAUUAACAUCUCACAGGUUAUUGCUGUGGUGGGCCAGCAGAACGUGGAAGGUAAGCGAAUCCCGUUCGGCUUCAAGCACCGGACUCUGCCUCACUUCAUCAAGGAUGACUACGGUCCAGAGAGCAGAGGGUUUGUGGAGAACUCCUACCUGGCUGGACUCACGCCCACAGAGUUCUUCUUCCACGCCAUGGGAGGCAGAGAGGGUCUGAUCGAUACGGCUGUAAAAACGGCCGAGACAGGAUACAUCCAGCGUCGUCUCAUUAAAUCUAUGGAGUCUGUGAUGGUUAAGUACGACGCAACGGUGCGAAACUCCAUCAACCAGGUGGUCCAGCUCCGCUACGGCGAGGACGGUCUGGCAGGAGAGAAUGUAGAGUUCCAGAAUCUAGCCACGUUGAAGCCCUCGCACAAGGCCUUCGAGAAGAAGUUCAAGUUUGAUUGCACCAACGAGCGCGCUCUGAGGCGGAUUCUGCAGGAGGACGUGGUGAAGGACGUGCAGACCAACGCACACGUGCAGAGUGUCCUGGAGAGGGAGUUUGAGAAGAUGAAGGAGGACCGGGAGAUCCUGAGAGCUAUUUUCCCCACCGGCGACAGUAAGGUGGUGCUGCCGUGUAACUUGGCCAGGAUGAUCUGGAACGCUCAAAAGAUCUUUCGAAUCAACCCUCGAACCCCAACAGACCUGAAUCCUCUCAGAGUGGUUGAGGGUGUUGACGAGCUGAGUAAGAAGCUGAUCAUUGUGAAUGGCGAUGACCCUCUGAGUAGACAGGCCCAGGAGAACGCCACGCUGCUCUUUAACAUCCACCUGCGCUCCACGCUCUGCUCCAGACGCAUGACGGAGGAGUUCCGGCUCUCCAUGGAGGCGUUCGAUUGGCUGCUGGGAGAGAUCGAGACCAAGUUCAACCAGUCCAUCGUUCAUCCCGGUGAAAUGGUGGGCGCUCUGGCUGCUCAGUCCCUGGGAGAGCCUGCCACUCAGAUGACACUGAACACUUUCCACUACGCCGGUGUGUCGGCUAAGAACGUCACGCUCGGCGUGCCUCGUCUCAAGGAGUUGAUCAACAUCUCCAAGAGGCCUAAGACGCCGUCGCUGACCGUUUUCCUGCUGGGUCAGGCGGCACGCGACGCUGAGAGGGCCAAGGACAUCCUCUGUCGGCUGGAGCACACCACGCUGCGAAAAGUGACCGCAAACACGGCCAUCUAUUACGACCCCAACCCACAGAACACCGUGGUGGCCGAGGACCAGGAGUGGGUGAACGUCUACUACGAGAUGCCCGACUUUGAUGUGACUCGCAUCUCACCGUGGCUGCUGCGCAUCGAGCUGGACCGCAAACACAUGACCGACCGCAAGCUGACCAUGGAGCAGAUCGCAGAGAAGAUCAACGCCGGUUUUGGCGAUGAUCUGAACUGCAUCUUCAACGACGACAACGCCGAAAAGCUGGUGCUGCGAAUUAGAAUCAUGAACAGUGACGAGAACAAGUUCCAAGAGGAUGAGGAGGUGGUGGACAAGAUGGACGACGACGUGUUCCUGAGGUGCAUAGAGUCCAACAUGCUGACGGACAUGACCCUGCAGGGCAUCGAGCAGAUCAGCAAGGUGUACAUGCACCUGCCUCAGACGGACAACAAGAAGAAGAUCAUCAUCACAGAAGACGGAGAGUUCAAGGCCCUGCAGGAGUGGAUCCUUGAGACAGACGGUGUGAGCCUCAUGAGGGUUCUCAGCGAGAAGGACGUGGAUCCCGUCAGAACCACCUCCAACGACAUUGUGGAGAUCUUCACGGUUUUGGGGAUUGAAGCUGUGCGCAAGGCUCUGGAGAGGGAGUUGUAUCAUGUCAUCUCCUUUGACGGUUCCUACGUCAACUACCGUCAUUUGGCUCUGCUCUGCGACACAAUGACCUGCCGCGGUCACCUGAUGGCCAUCACGCGUCACGGCAUCAACCGGCAGGACACGGGGCCGCUCAUGAAGUGUUCUUUUGAGGAGACGGUGGACGUGCUGAUGGAGGCUUCCUCCCAUGGGGAGUGUGACCCGAUGAAGGGCGUGUCUGAGAACAUCAUGCUAGGUCAGCUCGCCCCUGCGGGAACGGGCUGCUUCGACCUGCUGCUGGAUGCUGAGAAAUGCAAAUACGGCAUGGAGAUCCCGACCAACAUCCCUGGCAUCAGCGUGGCUGGGCCCACUGGAAUGUUCUUCGGUUCUGUGCCAAGUCCGAUGAGCAGCAUGUCUCCUGCCAUGACUCCGUGGAACACAGGGGCUACCCCGGCCUACGGCGCCUGGUCCCCCAGUGUUGGAAGCGGCAUGACCCCCGGAGCAGCAGGCUUCUCCCCCAGCGCAGCAUCAGAUGCUAGCGGCUUCUCUCCAGGGUACUCCCCAGCCUGGUCUCCUACGCCCGGGUCUCCCGGAUCUCCAGGACCUGCCAGUCCCUACAUCCCUUCACCAGGUGGACCCAUGUCACCAAACUACUCACCUACCUCCCCCGCCUACGAGCCUCGGUCUCCGGGGGGCUACACCCCCCAAAGCCCGGGCUACUCCCCGACAUCACCUUCUUACUCCCCCACCUCCCCCUCUUACUCUCCCACCAGCCCCAAUUACAGUCCCACGUCUCCUUCCUACUCCCCCACCUCACCCAGUUACUCCCCAACCUCUCCUUCGUACUCACCCACGUCUCCUUCUUACUCCCCAACAUCUCCGUCUUACUCCCCUACCUCGCCUAGUUACUCCCCCACCUCCCCCUCCUACUCCCCCACCUCUCCGAGUUACAGCCCAACGUCGCCAAGCUACAGCCCAACGUCGCCAAGCUACUCCCCCACCUCCCCCUCAUACUCGCCUACCUCUCCUUCUUACUCUCCCACGUCUCCCUCCUAUUCGCCCACCUCCCCCUCCUACUCCCCCACGUCCCCCUCCUACUCGCCGACCAGCCCAAGCUACAGCCCCACGUCGCCAAACUACACCCCGACGUCCCCCAGUUACUCCCCUACCUCACCCUCAUACUCCCCUACGUCGCCCUCUUAUUCCCCCACCUCUCCGAACUACACCCCGACCAGCCCAAACUACUCCCCCACCUCUCCCUCGUACUCCCCCACUUCUCCGUCCUACUCCCCUUCCAGUCCACGCUACACCCCCCAGUCUCCAACCUACACACCGAGCUCGCCGUCAUACAGCCCCAGCUCCCCCUCUUACUCCCCAACCUCACCCAAGUACACCCCAACGUCUCCCUCCUACAGCCCCAGCUCUCCCGAGUACACCCCCACCUCCCCCAAAUAUUCCCCCACCUCACCAAAAUACUCCCCGACGUCACCGAAAUACUCCCCCACUUCUCCCACCUACUCACCAACAACUCCCAAAUACAGCCCCACCUCCCCCACUUACUCUCCCACCUCUCCUACCUACACCCCCACCAGUCCCAAGUACUCCCCCACCUCCCCAACUUACUCCCCAACUUCGCCUAAGUACUCCCCCACAUCUCCCACGUACUCUCCGACGAGCCCCAAAGGCUCCACCUACAGCCCCACCUCCCCAGGCUACAGCCCCACCUCCCCCACGUACAGCCCGGCCAUCAGCCCCGACGACAGCGACGAGAGCGACGAGGAGAACAACUGAUGAGCCCCCAAGGAGGAGGAGAGGCAGCUGAGGAGAGCGCCGCCCCACUGAAAGACGGCGUCUUUAACCAGCUGGAGGUGGCGGUGCCUUUUAACUGUGAUCUUUUUUUCUACGAGCGGGUGAAUCUCCAGGAGUCGCCUCCCCCCACUUCCUGCGUUUAUUUCCCCAGAAAUGUUCAGAACUGUUCUGUAAGAAAAACGAACUCGAACUGCCUGACGGGGGUGGGGGGUUGCCUUCUGAAAUAGUGUUUUUUCUUUUUAAGAUGGGGAGUUGAAGCGAAACUGAGAAUCAGAGAAAAUGAAGAGAGGAAGAUUAAAAAAAAAUGUAUUUAAGAGUCUGGAAAAAGACCCUUUUUAACUCUAGCGUCCUGCAUCCAGCCGCUCGCCCCCUCUCUGUGUCGUCGUCGCCGGACGGCGUGCAGAGAAGAUCGUAUUCAUCACAAAAACAUAAACCAUCAAAAAAAAUACAAAUCUGCUACGGUUCAGGCUUUGUUUACUGAAUAUUUCAGAGAUGUUUGUUAGAGUUUUGUCUGCUUUUGGAAAAAUAGUCGCUGCCAGUUUUGGAAAUUUUCUUUUUUUUUUUUUGGUGCAUAAAUGUGAUUUUGAUUCAUAGCGUCGUAAGAAAAGCUUUGUAUCAUCUGCACACGUUUAAGAAGGGAGAAGCAGGGUUGGAAGAGAAGUAUUCAGCUGUUGUCCAUCCUCUUCCACCUCUACUCCCCAUAAACCUGAAAGAUGUCAUGAAAACACCCACCAGCAUCCUCUUAUCGUUUUAGAGACUUGUAAAUGAUAAUCGGCCCCGGAAACGGGGAACUUCAGAUUUCUAACAAGAGAAUUAUUGCUCUGUUGUUGGUUUUGACUCGGAGGUAAUGGGAUGGGGAGAACUAGUUUUUGCUACUUUGACUUUUGUUUUUCACGAGUAGCACGUGCUGUUGAACAUCCCUCCUACAUUUAGCUAAUCUUUGUUCCAUUUCAGGUAGUUUCAAGUGUACGCACAUUUAUUGUGACUAUUCGGUUUAUUUAAGAAAGUGAACUACAAUUAAAUAUGAAUAUAAAGGAGAAAACCUGAUUUUUUUGAUGAUUUCGUAGCUCCGUUUGGAGGUUUACUUUUCAAAUACCGUGGAUGAAGAGACAGCGGACCAAACGGACGGCUUUUAUUUCUUUGCCAUGCUUCACUCGCUUCAGUUGAUGAACGCAAAAGACGUCUUUACACUGAACUGAAGCCGUUAGUUUUAACUUUUGGUUUUUUUAGAUUGUCCAGAGACGAUUCUGACAUUUCUCUUUAAGAAAAACAACCUUACCCACUACAUUAGUGUGAACUUCCUUCCUCAUAAAAGUUCCAAUAUACUUGCUUGCGUUAUCAAUUAUGGUUGCAGCGUUUCCUAUCUCUUCAUCCACCAGCUCUAAGGAUCCGUGUUUUCUCGUAUUUUUCUAUCCGUGCAAACCUGUGGUGACCACAGGGAGGCUGGGCCACUCCCGGCUCACACGAGGAGUCCCACUAAUCUUUUAGGUUCUGAAAAAUCUUAAAACUAUUUGAUUUAUUGUAAGGAAACUGCUUAUUUGGUUCAGACUGGGAAAGAAAACAGCCCUCGACAUCAGUUUGUGUUGGUCAUUGCACCUAACGCGGCGGACUUGGGCCACAGGCCUGGUUGGAUUUUGUUCUCUUGUCUUUGCAUCCAGCUGUGCUCGUUGCAACUGUUUGGUAAAUUCAGCGCAAAAAGGACUCCUGGGGUUGAAUGAAUGUAUGAUUGUGUGUUGUGUGUGAAUCCGAAGGCGAUGCAGGGUUUCAAGCUGAGGAAAGGCUUCACCAGUCUUACUUAAGGAAGGUCUAACUUAAAAGUUACCACUGUAUAGAAAUCCAGUCAUUAUCUCAUUCUCUGUAUCUGUUCUGUUUGUUUUUGACUUGGAAAAAAUGAAUAAAAGUUUUACUAUA